CGGACGAGGCGCUGUCACCCUCGCAGUUCGCCCGGGAGCCUCGUCGGCGAAGGAGCGCGCUUGUUCUCUUCUCUUUCUGAACGAGCGUUAACCUUGUCACCUCUACUCCGCCUUCGACAACUGUCAUCCUAGAGAAGAAAAACAAAAGGAGUUUUCUCUCUCUUCGGCUCCCGCAUCUUCCUUGAACAGCCAGUUACACAGCAGCAGCAAAAUGAGUAAAUACACACGUCAACAAUGGCUCACCCUGAUCGUGUUCGCCAUCGCCGACUUCUGCAGCGCGGUGUGCGUGUCCCUGCAGGCGCCCUUCUACCCCAUGAUGGCCGAGUCUAAGGGCGCCUCGCCCACCCAGUAUGGCUUCGUGUUCGGCAUCUUCGAGCUGACGGUGUUCAUCGUGUGCCCCAUCUACGGCACGUACCUGAACAAGAUCGGGCCCAAGUUCAUGUUCAACGCCGGCAUCUUCACCACGGCCACCACCUGCAUCAUGUUCGGGUUCCUGGACCGCGUGAACGACACCACGGCCUUCAUCGGCCUCUCGUUCGUCAUCAGGAUCGUGGAGGCCAUGGGCAACUCGGGCUUCCUAACGGCGUCCUUCAGCAUCAUCGCCAAGGAGUUCCCCGAGAACGUGGGCGCGACCUUCGCGUCCCUUGAGACUUGUUUCGGCCUGGGUAUGAUCGUCGGUCCCACCCUGGGGGGCGCCCUCUUCGAACUGGGAGGCUACACGCUGCCCUUCGUGACCCUGGGCGGCAUGCUGCUGGGCGCCGCUUCUCUCACCUUCUGCAUCCUUCCCUCCUACGGCUCGGACUUCAAGGGCGAGAGUGAGUCCAACGGUAACGUGCUCUCCCUCCUGAAGGUGCCGUCCAUCGCCCUUGCCGCCUACGCCAUCAUCGCCUCCUCCAUCAGCAUCGGCUUCCUCCAGGCUACGUUGGAGCCCCACCUGCGGCCGCUGGAGCUGUCGCCCUUCCAGCUGGGUCUCAUGUUCGUGCUCAACGGCGCAACCUACGGCAUGUUCGCACCCCUGUGGGGCUGGCUGUGCGACAAGCACAUCAACCCGCGGUUCGUGGUGGUGUUCGGCGCCUUCGUCACCAUGGCGGCCUUCAUCCUGGUGGGGCCGUCGCCCUUCCUGCCCAUCCCGACCACGCUGCCGCUCUGCAUCUUCGCCCUGGUGCUCCACGGCACCGGCUUCGGCGCCGAGCUCGUGGCCACCUUCACCAGCGCCCACAAGGACGCCGUGGCCAACGGCUUCCCCGACGACAUCAGCACCUACGGCCUCGUCUCCGGCAUGUGGACGUCGACCUUCGCGCUGGGGGCCUUCAUCGGGCCGUCGGCCGCUGGGGCGCUGUUCGACUGGUGCGGCUUCGCGUGGGCCACCGUGUGGGUGGUGGCGCUGCACCUGGUGGUGGCCGUGGCCUUCAUAACCCACCUGUGCGUGAGCAAGAAGCCGCCCAGCGAAGGCCUCUACACCAAGAUCCACAACAGCCUGGCGCAGCACGACGCCGAGAAGGCUUCGUUGAUCGGCGGCGGCGCGGCCGGCGGCAAGAAGGGCGAGAAGGCCUUCGCGACCAACAUCACCGACUCCUCGUACUUCAGCGGCGUCUCCGACUCGUCCUCGGAGUACUACGUCUACUGAUCGCGAAGGACUUAGGAUUUUCCAAUUAUAGAAUAUAACCAAUUGCAAUCUUUACCGCGAGUGCCAGCAGCUCGUUCGAGGUUCCAGAGGCUGAGAUGAUCAUCGAGGUGGUCACGACUUUCCCUUUAGCCCUUCAUAUUGGAGGAACACCCGCGCGCUCUCCCACCGGCCGGCCAGGGGGCGAGGCACGCUCCCCAGGCAGUCUUUACCCAAGGAAACUUUCAAGUAGGUCACGGAGAGAUUCCAGAAGUCCUUUCGUCUCGCAAGGAAGGAAACAGAAAUGCGUUAUUUACUCAUGAUGUGUGCAGCCCAACGAUGCGAAUUAAAUUACGUACAUGUUGAUAUAUCUUCGUAAAAUUGUUUUAUUUUCAGACGUUAUAAUGUCUA
This is a messenger RNA of Penaeus monodon (black tiger shrimp), 2014 nucleotides long. Its product is annotated as MFS-type transporter SLC18B1-like. The transcript has a single exon. The coding region runs from base 212 to 1627 and encodes 471 amino acids. Lineage: Eukaryota; Metazoa; Arthropoda; Malacostraca; Decapoda; Penaeidae. Gene Ontology annotation, biological process: transmembrane transport. The record is from RefSeq and is a predicted model, not a curated record. Gene Ontology annotation, molecular function: transmembrane transporter activity.